Molecule: messenger RNA, 744 nt
Organism: Xyrichtys novacula (pearly razorfish)
Lineage: Eukaryota; Metazoa; Chordata; Actinopteri; Labriformes; Labridae
Source: the annotation of a GenBank genome assembly
AUGAGGCUGAAGGAGGACCUGGAUCUUCAAACUGGACCGGCCAGAACCAGAGAGAGAAGAAGAACCUUCAUUAGUGGGUCAAACGUGGACGUCCACUCUGCUCCUGUUUUCAAUAAUGACGGCGUGGAAAAUUCACAGUCUGGUUCCUCAUGUAGAUUCUGACGGUCUAAUGGUCCAGAAUAAUCACAGAGUGUGUGUGUGUGUGUGUGUGUGUGAGUGUGUGAGUGUGUGAGGGGAACAUUAAAACACACACUGUUCAGAACGGAGCAGAAACACACAGCAAGAACUACAGCUCCCCCAACAGGCAGAGAGCCGUCAUUACAUCUACAACCCAGACCACAGGAGCUGAGGCGGGAGAAGGAGGAGGUGGAGGAGAAGGAGGGGGAGAAAAAGAAGGAUGGAGGAGGAAGAGGAAGAAAAGUAGGAGGAGAAGGAGGAGAAGAAGAGGUGGAGGAAGGAGAGGGAGGGGGAAAGGGAGGAGAAAGAGGAGGAGUAGGAGUAGGAGGAGGAGAACCAGGAGGGGGGGUGGAGGAGAAGAAGAAUAGGAGGAGGAGAAGAAGAAGGAUGAAGGAGGAGGAGGAGGAGGAGAGGGAGGAGGAGGAGGAGGAGAGGAGAGGAGGAAGAGGAGGUGGAGGAUGUAUUGUGAAGAAGAAAACCUCCUCUCUGGUUCUGGUGACGGACCUCCUGGUUCUGAAUCAUGUCCUGGUGGGUCAAACAGCCGACUCAGCAGAAACCUGGUUUUGA